This is a messenger RNA of Drosophila ananassae, 952 nucleotides long. It is a transcript of the gene Psf3, whose product is annotated as DNA replication complex GINS protein PSF3. Gene Ontology annotation, cellular component: GINS complex. Gene Ontology annotation, biological process: mitotic DNA replication initiation. Lineage: Eukaryota; Metazoa; Arthropoda; Insecta; Diptera; Drosophilidae. Bases 86 to 715 code for a protein of 209 amino acids. The transcript has 3 exons. The record is from RefSeq and is a predicted model, not a curated record.
AAGAUUGUUGCUUUCCAACACUGUCAACCGCGCAAAUUGAUGUUUUUUUGUUUUUAUUUUUGUUUAUCAUCAAACAACCGGCGGUAUGAACUAUUUUCCCAACUACUACUCCAUAGAGGACAUUUUUGUAACACAGGAGAAGGUAGAAUGCCGGGUAAACACUAAACUUCAACGUAUGGGCUUCCUCGACUCCGGUGCCGACUCCGAUGACCUGGAACCGAACCGUACGGUCAACCUGCCCCUCUGGUACAUAAAAGAACUGAAAGUGAACAAUGCCUACUUCACUGUGUCCAUACCGGAGAUCUACAGAAACGUACACAAGGCCGUUUGCGAGGCGGAGACCACUCACAUCGAGCUGGGUCGCCUGCAUCCGUACUUCUACGAGUUCGGGCGGUAUCUGACGCCCUACGACCGCAACCAUGUGGUGGGACGCAUCAUCUUUGAGACACUGCGCCAGCGGGUGCGUCACCUGCUCGACAUCUCCAAGAGCGACAGCAACCAGGCCAAGUCCGAACACCGUUUGGACAACAUCGAAGCCAAGCUGCACGAGGCGGGAGUGCGCACCAAUAGCCAGUAUAUCGACUGGCUGCAGAUGACGGGCAAUAAGAUACGCACCUCGCAGUUGGUGGAGGAGCACCAGAAGAAGCGCCGGCGGGCGGAUCGCAGUGACGACGAAGGCGACAGCCUGCCCAGCAGUAAGCGAGCCACCCUGUAAACACCACCACUGAGGCAACCCUGAUAAUAAUUCGUUGGGGAAACUGUAGCAACUUUAUUUCAACCCGUGGGGCGGUGGCGCCACUCCAAAAAUACACUCAUCUACAUGCGUUCUAUAUAGUUCGAAAUACAUACGCGCCGGCAUAAUUCUAAAUAUCGUAUUCUGUGUGUAAACAGUUUGGUAUAUAAGUUGUGGGUUAAGUUUGUAAAUACACAUAACUAAGCAUCCUUAAACUAA